AUCUAAUCCAAUGUGCUUCCAUUUCAGAAUCACGUUCCAUCUCAGAUGACAAUCUUCUGCCCCUUAUGGAUGAGAACGAGAAGGAAAUCAACCGGUUGUCGACCUUCCCCUUCCCGCCGUGCCUCAACUCCAUGAACCGCCGCUUCAACACGGAGUUCGAGCUGGACUCCUGGGGCAGCGACGACAACGACAACACCUCAGGAGCCCCCAGCGAGCCGUCGCUCUGUGACUCCUUGAGCUCCCUGAACUCCCAAGUCUUCUCCCCCGGCCUGGCCGGCCUGCCCCCGACCCCGCAGCCCAAACCCUGGCCUGCUGCCCCAGGGCUGAAGCCAGUGUCCCCGUCGUCCAGUCCGCCUAUCGCGGUCAAGCAGAGGCAGUGCAGCUUUGACGAUGAUGUCACUCUGGUGGGAGGGAACCAUACGGGCGUCUUCGUCAGUCAUGUGACCCCCGGGUCACACGCCGCCAGCUGCGGCCUGCAGGAGGGCAGUGAGCUGCUGGAGCUGCAGCAGGUCCUGUCGGGCGGGGGCAGUUUGCUGCUGUCUCAGUGCACAACGGAGGUGGCCCACUUCUCCCUGCAGUGGUGGACGCAGCCCGCCUCCCUGAAGCACCGCGCCAACCCAGAGGCCUACGCCACCCUGUGCUCCCAGCUGGCCGCGCCCUCCUUCCUGGGCGCUGACUCCUUCUACGUCCGGGUCAACCUGGACAUGGACCCCAGCGGGGACGUCCCCUUCCUGGGGGCGCGCUGUGAUGACAUCAUGCACGUGACGGACACGCGCUACCAGGGGAAGUACCAGUGGCGCUGCUGCCUGCUGGACCGCUGCACCGCCCAGCCGCUGCUGGCCGGGGCCAUGCCCAACUACAACAGGGCCCAGCAGCUGCUGCUGCUGCGACUCAGAACCAUGGCCUCGAAGCAGAAGAACUUCAAGAAGAAGGUGCUCUCCAGGAAGGCGGUGGCCCGGCGGGUGCGUCUGGUGAAGGCCGUGGCUCCGGGCGCCGGGGGCCCGUCCACCCAGGUCCUCUACACGCUGAGCCACCGCCAGGAGGAGCAGCUGAUCCCCUACAGCCUGGUGCAGCCGGUGCAGGCGGGGGCGCGGCGGCCAGUUCUCUUCUCCCCCUCGCCGCUCUCCAGGGGGCUCAUAGAGCAGCUGCUGCAGCCCGCCAUGUCCCAGCUGCAGUUCAACACCUGCCCUCCAGAACCCAUCCCGGCCACCGAGAGGUGCCAGAAACACGUGUUUAUGCUGAACCCCUCGAUUCCAGACGACUCUCUGGGCAUCAGGCUGCAAUCCAUACAAGACAUCGUCAGCCAGGAUAAGCACUGUCUGCUGGAGCUCAGCCUGGCCAAUGUGCAGGGCCUGCUGAAGCAGGGAGUGUACCCAAUCGUCAUCCACAUCCAGCCCAAGAACAAGAAGUACGGGAGACUGAAGAAGUGGUUUCCCCAGUGCGGAGAGGAGAAGUUGAUUGAGGAUCUGUGUCGGAGGGAGGAACUGCAGCUGGAGACUCUUCCACUGUUCCACCACACGCUGGAGCCCAGCCGCUGGAGCAGCACGGACGACCUGCUGUCCGCCAUCCGCAGUGCCAUCGACAGCCAACAGAGGGCUGUAGCCUGGGUGGAAUUUGAGAGACUGCAGUAACCGCAGCCGGCCGCCAUACGCAGUGCCAUCCAGGACCAGCAGAGGGCGGUGGCGCGGGUGGAAGUACCGUCCUUAGCCAGUAGAGGGCACUGGGAUUGGUGGAACUGGACAGACUUCAGUAACUGCAAGGCAGGUUAUUGACCAGUAAGCGACACAUGCACCUCGCCCACAGAAAAGUGAAAUGUGGCAUUUCAUAGGAUUUAAACCACUGCAGUCUUUUUUAAUCAAACGACUGCAAAACCUUUGUUUGUAGAUAGAUUAUCGGAUGUGUUAUUGUCCUAUUGCGGUUGCUAUAUAUGUAAAUUCAUUCAUUUAAAUUAAUAGGGCUAUUGGCACAACAGUACCAAUACUUCGUACUGUUUUGUUCUGGUGCUGACAGCGGCUGGCACAGUCCACCAGAACAGACGUUCUCACAGAGCCUUUCACUCACUCUGGCAGCGUCUUUAGAGGGCCAUGUGGGUAGAUUACCAGGCUGUAUACCUCAAAGAUUCACUCAGGUGUUAUUCUCAUCCAAUCCAGAACCGGCCAAGGAAAUAACUCUUUGGAUCUGUAUUUUUUUAAUCUGUUGACCAGGUUAAAGUUCAAAUUGUUUCACCUUGUGUUUGUUCAAAUGCACAACAUUAAAACUUUGUUUUUUCUA
Gadus morhua (Atlantic cod) is the source of this 2271-nucleotide messenger RNA. RefSeq names its product caspase recruitment domain-containing protein 11-like. The coding region runs from base 66 to 1631 and encodes 521 amino acids. Gene Ontology annotation, molecular function: CARD domain binding. Gene Ontology annotation, cellular component: cytoplasm. The transcript has 13 exons. The record is from RefSeq and is a predicted model, not a curated record. Lineage: Eukaryota; Metazoa; Chordata; Actinopteri; Gadiformes; Gadidae.